This is a messenger RNA of Recurvomyces mirabilis, 1107 nucleotides long. RefSeq lists its product as uncharacterized. NCBI's taxonomy places the organism in Eukaryota, Fungi, Ascomycota, Dothideomycetes, Mycosphaerellales, Teratosphaeriaceae. The record is from RefSeq and is a predicted model, not a curated record. The transcript is spliced from 4 exons. The coding region runs from base 1 to 1107 and encodes 368 amino acids.
AUGGUCGCAAACGGCACUGGUGUCGAGAUGGGGACAGGUGGUACUCGAGACCUACAGACCAAGGCAAUGCCUGCUCAGCCUACUCGAGUUACUGGUCUGACUGCGAAACCACCGGGACCAAACGCGCUCUACAGCAACAUAGACAAAGUCCACGGAGACUGGCGAGACGACCUCAUUCGCGACGGCUAUGUUGUAAUUAAGAGUGCCGUUCCUGCAGAACGUGCUGCAAACUAUCGAGAUGAUAUGCUCUCUUACCUCGAAACAUUCGCUGGCGGUCAAGGUUUCAAACGUGAUGAUCCGACAACCGUGCUGGAGAAGCACCUUCCGAUCAUGAACGAGAAGGGCAUGAUUCUGGGUUACGGCGCGCAACACGAGCAGUUCUGCUGGGACAUUCGAGCAGAGCCAGGAGUUCUCAAUGCGUUUACGACCAUCUAUGAUACAGACGACCUGAUGGUCUCAUUUGACAGCAUGAACAUGCAAUGGCCAAAUCGCAAGGAUGCCCAGCCCAAUACGCCAUGGCCACAUCAGGACCAGCACCCAGAGACCUGGAACUUCCGAUGUAUGCAGGGUCUCGUCAACAUCUUUCCCAAUGGCGCGAACGAUGGCGGCCUGAUUGUCUGCAAGGGUGCUCACAAGCUCACUGAGGAGUUCCACAACGAGUUCCGCGACGAAGUUGACAAAGUGUGGAGCUGGACACCAGAGUGGUACGGCUUUACGAAGUCAGGCAUGGAGUGGUUAGAGAAGAAGGGCUUGGAGUGGGUCAAGCCAUGCGCUGAGCCUGGCGAUCUCAUUCUAUGGGAUAGCCGCACACCACACUAUAAUCUGCCACCUACCGGCGAGAGUCCACGCUUCUGUACAUACGUCUGUAUGGGCCCUCUGUCCGACAUUUCCCAGGAGCAACUUCGUCUGAAGAAGGAAGCAUUUGAGAACUGCCGUGGCACUACACACUGGCCGCAAGGUUUGAACAUCAUACCACCCGGCGCUGUCCCAGUCAAGCGUAAUGGCGAAGAAUGCCCCCACAACACUUGGCAGCCACGCAAGAAGCCGGUAGUCAGCGAGCUUGCCUGGAAACUCACUGGCAUACCAUACAUCCAGACGGAAGCCUGA